AUGUCGAGUGUGGAGGGUCAAGGUGAAGCUGUUCGAGGCAUCGUCCCUCGUGGUCUCGAGACAGGGAAGGAGAAAGCAGGCCAUGGUGACCAAGACGAAGCCAACUUCGAGGUCGGGUUCAAAGCUGGAGAUACCACCAACCCCAAAGAAUGCACUAUCUACACUUCGUCCGUACCCGGAGUCAGCAAAGCCUUCGAUAUGCAUCUGCCCGUCAUCCCGACGCUGGGAAUCCCCACCUCCUCAGCCCUGGUGCGGGUACAGCACCUCCGUCCUGCUCAUGGCUACGGUCCCCAAAACACAUGCCCCUAUCCUCCUCAGAAGAGGGUUGCACGGCUCCAGAAAGAGCAGGAUAGUCGCUACUGGUCUCACCACGACGACAAGGCGUCAUUCGGGCCGCAACUCAAGGUCGCUCUGGGCCGGCCGUUUGUUUUGGCAGCAACGGAGCCCAUUGUGUGGUUCUUUAAUAUAUGGGUGUCUGUUGUCUAUGCCGUUCUCUACCUUUCCUUCGUGGCUUAUCCCAUCGUUUUCCAAGACUAUAGAGACUGGGGACCCGGUAUCGGUGGCUUAGAAUACUCAGGCAAUGGUCUAGGGAUGAUGCUUGCCAUCUGCCUCGAACCACCGUGGAGGCGCAUCAUCAACUCUAGUCCAAUCAACCCCGAAACUGGCCGUGUAUAUCCAGAAGCCACAGGAUCCAUCAUGAGCCUUGGUGCGAUAUGUACUCCGAUAGGUCAACUCGUGUUUGCCUGGACCUGUGUGCCUGCAGAAAUACGCUGUGUUUUGUCUACAGCUCGAAUUAUUGUGGCAGGCUUGUACGGCAUCUAUGCCGCUUCUGCGCUCGCUUCCAAUACCGUUUUCAGAUCUAUCCUAGGAGGAACAUUGCCCCUGGCCGGACCGAAGUUGUAUCAGAACCUGACACCUCAUUGGGCCGGCACGCUUCUCGGCCUGAUAGAGCUGUGCCUGGUUCCUGUUCCUUUCAUCUUUUGGCGUUACGGGAAAAGGAUUCGGUCGCGAAGCCGAGCGAUUUUGCAGAUCCAGAAAGAUGCCGAGGCGGAACGGAAUCGCACGUCUUGA
Messenger RNA from Aspergillus nomiae NRRL 13137, 1071 nucleotides. RefSeq names its product putative MFS transporter. NCBI's taxonomy places the organism in Eukaryota, Fungi, Ascomycota, Eurotiomycetes, Eurotiales, Aspergillaceae. Gene Ontology annotation, molecular function: transmembrane transporter activity. Gene Ontology annotation, biological process: transmembrane transport. The coding region runs from base 1 to 1071 and encodes 356 amino acids. The record is from RefSeq and is a predicted model, not a curated record. The transcript has 6 exons.